Quercus lobata is the source of this 2505-nucleotide messenger RNA. RefSeq names its product probable leucine-rich repeat receptor-like protein kinase At1g35710. Gene Ontology annotation, molecular function: protein kinase activity; protein binding; ATP binding. Lineage: Eukaryota; Viridiplantae; Streptophyta; Magnoliopsida; Fagales; Fagaceae. Gene Ontology annotation, biological process: protein phosphorylation. The record is from RefSeq and is a predicted model, not a curated record. Bases 1 to 2505 code for a protein of 834 amino acids. The transcript has 2 exons.
AUGGCACCCUUCCUAUUGACCUCUAAACCGAUAGUAGUAUGUGUUAUUUUCGUUCUUUCCUUUUCUUCUACUAUAGAUAGUGCAAUAUUGCUAGUGAGAGCAAGUGACUCAUCAUCAUCGCUUGAACAUGAAGCAGAGGCUCUGCUGGAGAGUGGUUGGUGGCACUGGUGGAGUUCCAAUAGAAACAAUACCUCAAGUCAUUGUAAGUGGCCUGGUAUAGCUUGUAACAAAGCUGGAAGUGUGACAGAGAUUAAACCACCUCGUAACUUCACCGUGGGUGACGAAUUUGGGAAACUCAACUUCUCUUCCUUCCCAAACCUUGUUCGGCUUGAUCUUAGUGGGAACGGACUCCAAGGAAGCAUCACUGCUCAUUUUGGUGUUCUUUCAAAGCUCAUGUACUUCAACCUGUCCUCAAAUAAUAUGACAGGUGAGCUACCUGCUUGGCUAGCAAAUCUCACCCAACUAGUAGAGCUGGAUCUUUCAAAUAACCAUUUUAAGGGUCCCAUCCCCAUGCAACUGGGAAAUCUGAAGAAUCUGGUUGCCAUAAACUUAAGUGGUAACAUGCUCAUAGGUCCAAUCCCUUCAUCCCUUGUUCAUUUGACCAACUUGACAUCUCUAUGCCUCAGUUUGAACCAAAUCAACAGUUCCAUCCCUUCAGAUGUAGGAAAUUUGAAAAAGCUAGUUCACCUGGAUCUUAGUUCUAAUCACCUUAAUGGUUCAAUUCCCUCAUCCCUUAAUCAUUUAACCAGAUUGAAUUAUUUGUCCUUUCAUUCAAAUUUCAUAGAAGGUUUCAUAGACCAAGAAAUUAGGAAUUUAGAACAUUUAAGUUGGCUGGACUUGUCUAAUAACAAGAUGUCUGGUGUCAUACCAAUUGAACUUACCAAAUUAACCCAAUUGGAGUACUUAAAUCUGUCCUCUAACCAACUUUCUGGCCGCAUACCUCCUGGAAUAGACUUGCUUUCCAAUCUUCUACAUUUAGACCUCUCCCACAACAGGCUUGUUGGAAAUAUCCCAACUCAUAUUGGGAAUUGCAACAAUCUAAAGCAUUUGUCAUUGAACAACAAUAGUCUGAAUGGAAGCAUUCCAGCCCAGUUUGGCAGCCUUUCACUAUUUUAUAUUGACAUUAGUCAUAAUGUCAUUAGUGGAAGGAUAGCUCACCAUCUGGGAGAAUUGACAAGCCUAGAAUUCUUGAAUCUCUCCCAUAAUAAUCUAUCUGGUACCAUACCUGAUUUCCUUAACUCCAUGACCCAGAUAUCAUCCAUUGACUUGUCAUAUAAUAAUUUGGAGGGUAAGAUUCCGCGUGAGUUUAAAGAUAGAUACCCACCACAAGCAAUCAUUGGCAACAAGGGUUUAUGCGGUGAAUUCAAGGGUAUGCCUUCUUGCUUGACAUCUACAACCACAGAUUCGGAAGAAGAACCAGAGAGGGAUAGGUUUCACUUCUCCACUGUCAGUCUAUAUCUAUUAUUCUACCUUUCUAUUUUUGGAUAUCUAUAUAUAUUUCUAUCCAAGAAUGAUGAUGUUGAAUCCGAGAGAACUGUAAACAGAAAUGGAGAUUUACUCUCAAUAUGGAAUUAUGAUGGAAGAAUUGCAUAUGAAGAUAUCAUUAAAGCAACCGAGGACUUCAACAUCAAAUAUUGUAUUGGAACCGGAGGUUAUGGCAGUGUUUACAAAGCAAAGUUGCCCAACGGAUAUAUUUUUGCCUUGAAGAAACUUCAUCAAAUAGAAGCAAAGGAGGCAGCUCUCAUCAAGAGUUUUGAAACUGAGGUAAAAGUAUUAUCUGAAAUAAGACAUCGAAACAUUUUGAAGCUUCAUGGAUUUUGUUUACACAAGCAAUGUAUGUUUUUGGUUUAUGAAUACAUGGAAAGGGGAAGCUUAUAUUGUGUCCUAUGCAAUGAUGAUGAAGCUGUUGAGUUGAACUGGACAAAGAGAGUGAGCAUUGUUAAGAGUGUGGCACAUGCUUUAUCUUACUUGCAUCACAAUUUCAACCCACCAAUUGUUCACCGGGAUAUAUCAAGCAGCAACAUUCUAUUGAAUAUGGAAUUUGAGGCAUUUGUCUCUGACUUUGGUACAGCAAGACCUCUGAAUCCCAAUUCGUCCCAUGAAACUAUACUUGCAGGCACAUAUGGGUAUGUUGCUCCAGAAUUUGCCUAUACUAUGGUCCUGACAGAAAAAUGUGAUGCCUAUAGCUUUGGGGUAGUGGCACUAGAAACAAUAAUGGGAAUGCAUCCAGGAGAGUUCCUCUCGUCAUUAUCACUAUCUUCAUCCAAUCAAGAUGUAAUGCUAAAGGAUGUCUUGGAUCCACGCCUCUCGCCUCCAACAGAUAAACGGGAUGUGCAAGAUAUUGCCCUUGUUGCAACAAUAGCAUUUGCAUGCUUACAUUCCAACCCAAAGUCCCGACCAACCAUGGAAAGUGUGUCUCAGAAAUUUCUUUCUCACAAAGCAACAUUGGUGAAACCUUUCCGUGAAAUUUCAAUAUCGCAACUUUGGCAGAAAGAAUAUAUUUGA